Molecule: messenger RNA, 1004 nt
Organism: Punica granatum (pomegranate)
Lineage: Eukaryota; Viridiplantae; Streptophyta; Magnoliopsida; Myrtales; Lythraceae
Source: RefSeq, a predicted model, not a curated record
CCCAACACUUCCUCUUUGCUUUCAUCAAUGUUACUCCAAGCAAUAACCAAUUGAGAUCAGCCCCAAGCGACCUAUCCGGUGUUGCUACCUCGCAUGAGCAGAGCAAGAUCAAAAUAAAGAGCGCCUUGGGAAAUAUACCAAGAUGACCCUGACAGAAGCAGCGCCUGUUGAAGUACCCAGGAUCAAGCAUGGCGGCUUUGCAGAUGAGAUGAGAUCCGCUGCAAUGAAACUGCACACCAGGGAGCAGGCAAGAGGGGGAGAGAAGGAGGCUGAGGGGCCCGAGGAGCGGUCUGUGGCUAAGUGGGAGCCCACCAUUGAAGGGUACCUGAAGUUCCUGGUUGACAGUUAUAUGGUGUUUUAUACCCUUGAGGGAAUUGUUCACAAGGCUGCCCAUCCUUGCUAUGCUGAGUUCAGAAACACGGGUCUGGAGAGAUCGGAUAAUCUGGCUAAAGAUCUGGAGUGGUUCAAAGACCAAGGCCAAGCCAUCCCUGAACCAUCUGAUCCUGGAGUUCGCUAUGCAAGUUUUCUCGAGGAUCUCUCUGAGAAGGAUGCUCUGGCAUUUAUUUGCCAUUUCUACAAUAUCUACUGCGGCCACAGUGCUGGUGGUCAAAUGAUUGGGAAGAAGAUUGCUGAGAAGAUACUUGAUAAGAAGCAGUUGGAAUUCUACAAGUGGGAUGGUGAACUUCCACAACUCUUGCAGGCUGCAAGGGAGAAGCUCAACAGAGUUUCCGAGGGCUGGACUAUGGAGGAGAAGAAUCGUUGCUUGGAAGAGACAGGGCAGUCGUUCAAGUAUUCGAGAAACAUUUUCCGUUUGAUACUGAUGUGAUGUACUGCUGAGUAUGAGACAAGAAUUUCUUUCGGAGCCUCUAUCCUUUUAUCACGUUAAACCUCGGGCUUAUUACUUUAUUUAUUGUCGCAAGCUUAAUAAAAUGUUGAUGUUCUAACAUUGUGUAUGCAACCCCAAGUUCAAGUUCAAGUUCAAUAAAAGUCUUCUUUUCAUACUA